CUUCCAUCCAAUGAAGAAGAUACGGACGCUUAUUUUUCCGGUUUCAGUUACGUCGUUUAAAUCUUCGCAUUUUUACACCGUCUGAUCAAAUAAUUGAUCGAUUGCUAGUUUUGUGAUGCUGCUCUUAUGAUAUGGCUGUAGCAAUGAGCUCCACUUGUCCCGGGCUGUACUGUGGACGGAUCAUCAUUAAUGAGACUAUUGAAGGAGAUUGUGGGGCUUGUCCUCGUGGCCAGAGGACAGACAUACAGAAGAUUUGUCAGAAAUGCACCGGAUCUCCUGAGCUGUAUGAUUGGCUGUAUUUGGGUUUCAUGGCUAUGCUGCCAUUGGUCCUGCACUGGUUCUUUAUCGAGUGGUAUUCAGGAAAGAAAAGUUCUAGUGCACUUUUCCAGCACAUAACGGCCCUGUUUGAGUGCACCACUGCUGCUAUAGUGACCUUGCUGCUCAACGAUCCCGUCGGCCAGCUGUCCAUUCGCUCCUGCGAGGUGAAGAUGCUUUCCGACUGGUACACGAUGUUGUAUAACCCCAGCCCAGACUACAUCACCACGCUGCACUGCACGCAGGAGGCCGUGUUUCCCCUAUACACCAUCGUGUUGAUCUACUACGCCUUCUGUCUGGUCUUUAUGAUGAUGCUGCGGCCACUUCUAGUUAAAAAGAUUGCGUGCGGUUUAGGCAAGAUGGACCGUUUCAAGAGCAUCUACGCAGCUUUGUAUUUCUUCCCAAUUCUUACCGUCCUGCAAGCGGUUGGAGGGGGUCUUCUCUACUACGCAUUUCCCUAUAUUAUUUUGGUCUUGUCUUUGGUUACCCUGGCGGUUUACAUGUCUGCAUCGGAGAUACAGUCUUUCAAAAACCUUGUCGCUAAGAAGAAAAGGCUGGUGGUUCUCUUCAGUCAUUGGCUCCUUCAUGCAUACGGCAUCAUCUCAAUUUCCCGUCUGGAUAAACUGGGGCAGGAUUUGCCUCUCUUGGCUCUGGUACCCGGACCUGCUCUCUUCUACCUGCUGACGGCCAGGUUCACAGAGCCUAACAGAAUUCUCUCAGAGGGAGGAAAUGGACACUGAUGCGUGGGAGACACGCCACAUUCUCAUUAUGAUCGUUUUCUCAUCAUGGGAAUUUGGCAUGGACACCAAAGAGCCAUAAACAAAACAUUUGGUCUUUGCUCACACUUGUAGUUUGUGUUUUGUAUGCUGCUUGAACUCGAUAGCUUUAUUGUUUGCUCCUAUGUCUGUGGAAUUGAGAUGAAUACAGUGAUAUAUGUUCUGUACAAAACAUGUAUGUAAAACUUCCAUCCUGAUAUCCAUUCACAAUAGCGCAUCCAUAUGCGCUUGCUCGUAGGUGAAUAGUUAAAGGGAUAGUUCACCCAAAAAUGAAAUCCUGUUCCAAAAUAGUUGUUUCAAAACUGUAACUUAUUUGUAUUGUUGAAUACAAAGGAAGAUCAAGCAGGAGCACCAUUGACUUCCAUAUAAGGAGAAAAUACUGUGGAAGUCAGUGGUGCCCCAAAACUAUCUGAACAAAUAAGUUAAUACAGGUCAACUUGAAGGUGAGUAAAUGAUGACAGAAUUUUCAUUUUUGGGUGACUAUCCCUUUAUAUUUUUGAAAAUAUGCUCAUUUUCCGGCUCCCCUAGAGUUAAACAUUUGUUUUUUACCUUUUUGGAAUCCAUUCAACCGAUCUCCGGUUCUGGCAGUAGCACUUUUAGCA
Messenger RNA from Paramisgurnus dabryanus, 1693 nucleotides. The record is from RefSeq and is a predicted model, not a curated record. Lineage: Eukaryota; Metazoa; Chordata; Actinopteri; Cypriniformes; Cobitidae.